GUACAGAUAGCAGGGGCACAGACAAAAAGCCAUAAAAUCGGCUUGACUAGGUCUGUGUCCCUUAUUGCUUUCUUUGGCAUCACGUAGCAAUGUGAAAGAAAUUACGGCCUGAACAAGAAUUCUGCUUCCUACGCCAGCUACUUCACAUGGAAAACAGCCGUCAACACUAUCAUCAUCGUUAGUUCGCAGUCAGCCAGCUGGCGGCAGCCGACGCCCCUCAUUCAAGUGAUACUUAAGUGAUCUGCGGUAACAUCCUAAACAGCGUGUGAAACCGUGACGACAGCAUUCAAGAAGAACGUGCACUUCGCCAUCGAAGCUACCCGAUCGAUCCUUCCCAAUCGUAGGGUCGACAUCCCUUGAUACCAGUCGAGCAUGGCGGAAGCGCAGAAAGCCAUCAAAGUUGGCAUCAUCGGGGGCAGUGGCCUCGAUAACCCGGACAUCCUGGAAGACCGUAAGGAGUACGCAGUGAGCACGCCAUUCGGAGAGCCCUCUGACGUUCUUAUAUGUGGACGGAUCGGCAAAGUGGACUGUGUGCUGUUGGCAAGGCACGGCCGCAAGCACACGCUGAUGCCGUCCAAAGUCAACUACCGAGCCAACAUCUGGGCGCUCAAGGAGCUGGGCUGCACCCACGUCAUCGCCUUCACCGCCUGUGGCUCUUUGCGUGAGGAGAUGAAGCCGGGUGACAUCGUCAUCCUGGACCAGUUCAUUGACAGGACGACCAAGCGGGAGACGACCUUCUACGAUGGCAGCAAGGACUCUCCGGAGGGCGUCUGCCACAUCUCGGCUGCAUUUCCUUUCCACGCGGGGCUUCGCGAGGUUCUCAUCAAGACUGUGCGAUCCCUAAAUGUCCCACAUCACGAAACAGGCACGGUAGUGACCAUCGAGGGCCCGCGUUUCUCGACUCGCGUCGAGAGCUGCCUCUUCCGCUCCUGGAAUGGCCACGUGAUCAACAUGACCACCGUGCCUGAGGUUAUACUGGCCAAGGAGGCUGGCCUGCUGUACGCUUCUAUUGGCCUGGUGACGGACUACGACAGCUGGCGGCUGGACGUACAACAUGUGGACGUGGAAGCUGUGCUGGAGACGAUGCGGAAGAACAGCAGCGUAGCCAUAAAAGUCCUGCUUGCUGUUCUCCCCAGGGUCGCUGCCAUUGAUUGGAGUGCUGCAAUAAAGGAGGCAAAGGAUAUUGUUGCAGAGGCAAUACUUAAACCUGUGCCGCUACUGUGACGACAGCAGGGCUAAUCGGUACCCUGCUCAACAAAUAAAAAAGGUUAACUGAGCCCGAGUGCAGUGAGAACCAGUCAAGUGUACCACAGGCAUCUAAGUCUGUGUGCUUGUCAUUCACUGCAUAUCUACAACAGGUCUUUUGUGGUUCAAUUCCAUCAAUUUGAUCUGGACGAAUUCGGUGGUAUAAAUAAAAUCGUCUUGCUGGUAAACUGAAAAGGCCUAGUAAAAGGACGUCCGAAUAAGUGGCGUAGUAGUGACCCGACUUGAAAUUAACCAAAUUUUGAAAGCGGAGCUUCCAUUGCCUACCUCAUCCCCCCCCCCCUCCCCUCCACACACAAAUGCACUUUGUGGCUGUUGUUUUGCCAAGUAGACAACUUAGCCACUAGGUAUGUGUCGCUGUGACAAAAAAAUCAAGCAUAUUUGUCUCUUGACAAUCGCCUUUAUAACACAAUGUAGCAUGCCUCCAAUUCUAGCCAUAAGGAAUAGGAUAAACUCUGCCAAAUUUGCCUUCAUGGAAUGCUGGCCAAUCUCGAGACAAGGUUUUGCAGCAAAGCUGUACAUGGCUAGGGCAUGUCCGUUGUCUGCAAACAACCCGCGAGCUAGCUCGCUGGUGCGCCUCGGCGCAACCUGUGGGCGCACUUGUGCCACUGCUCAUGCGUACGUCCGCGUAGUCUCCUUCCACAGCUGGCUCGGUUGUCGCUCUUCAUU
Molecule: messenger RNA, 1932 nt
Organism: Dermacentor albipictus
Lineage: Eukaryota; Metazoa; Arthropoda; Arachnida; Ixodida; Ixodidae
Gene: Mtap
Product: Methylthioadenosine phosphorylase
Biological process (GO): nucleoside metabolic process
Cellular component (GO): cytosol
Molecular function (GO): S-methyl-5-thioadenosine phosphorylase activity
Source: RefSeq, a predicted model, not a curated record